Megalops cyprinoides (Indo-Pacific tarpon) is the source of this 2261-nucleotide messenger RNA. It is a transcript of the gene pus10, whose product is annotated as pseudouridine synthase 10. The record is from RefSeq and is a predicted model, not a curated record. Lineage: Eukaryota; Metazoa; Chordata; Actinopteri; Elopiformes; Megalopidae. Gene Ontology annotation, molecular function: pseudouridine synthase activity; RNA binding. The transcript has 19 exons. Gene Ontology annotation, biological process: tRNA pseudouridine synthesis. The coding region runs from base 195 to 1775 and encodes 526 amino acids.
UCGAGCUCAAUAGUAGCAGGUUAGCAAAGCUAGCCAUGUGUGGAUUGUAUUUUCCAUUUAGGUAACAUCAGUAUUUAGCAAAAUAGCUAGCAAGCGGUUUCCCCAGCGACCAACAUAGCACAGCGGAUGAAGAAAAACUUGGAAUCUGGAAGUUUUAAAAAAGACAAAGUUACAGCCACAAACUGGACCUCGGCAUGUUACCCCUGAAGGUGAAGGACCGCCCUAUUGUGCGAGCGCUGCUGAGUGCAGGAUGCUGUGCUCGCUGCAUACUGAGAUUUUGCUGCAUUGGGCUGCAGUCGGCGUACCGACAGUCCUACGAGGACCUGAUGAAUGAACUACACACCUUUGUCAGUGCCGGAGAGUGUGGUAAAUCUCAUGAUGUCCCAGACCAUGAGCGCACAGAAGACCCUCCUUGCAAGAGAGUGAAACUGGACACAGUGGAGGGAGAUACAGAGGUGGUUCCCCAUGCCCAGGCAGAAUCUGAUCUGGACACUGCAGGGCCCAAAGUUUGUGUUGUGUGCCUAGGUGUGCUACAGCAUUUCUGCGACAAAACCUUUGCCAAGAAGGUGUCAGAGGCAGUUACUGCAGAGGGGUAUCAGUUUGACAGUCUUGUGCUGUCUGUCUCACUCCCCGCCCAGCUGUCAGUCAGGGAGCACUCCACCUGGCUGCUUGUCAAGAAGGAAGUGAGGGAAAAAGGGCUGUGUCUUGGCAAGGAUGACGUCAUCCAGGUGAAGGAGGCCUUCAAGUGGAUCAUGAAUGGCUUGGUCUCCCAGGAGCUGGGUGUACCUGUGCUGGCCAAGAGUCCCUUUGAAGUCAGUGUGGGCUUCACACACCCGGAAACCGAUGGAGACUGCCACUUCCUGGCUACUACGUGUUCUGACUGCUUCAAACCAGCUAAGAACAAACUGUCAGUCUUCACUAGAAUGGCUGUGGUGAAGGCGCUCGAGAAGAUAACAGAUGAGAACUUCCGCAGACAGUUCCCGUGUCCUCCAAAGUGCCCAACUACAAGGUGCACUGCCCAAGACAUUCAGUGUCUCCAUGUGUCUGUGUUCGUGGCUGGAAGAUAUAACAAGUUCUCCCGCACGCUGCCGCAGACUCCAUGGGUGAUCGAUGGGGAGAGGAGGAUGGAGUCAUCGGUGGAGGAGCUGAUCACGGCACCCCUGCUGUCUGCUUUCCGGUCGGAGGGCUUCAACUUCUCAUCUUCGGGAAGGGAGGACGUGGACGUGCGGACUCUUGGAAAUGGUCGCCCCUUUGCAGUGGAGCUGCUGAACCCUCACAGAUCCCAGUUCAGCAAGGAGGAAGUCCGAGAGCUCCAGGAGGCCAUCAACAAGUCUUCAGACAAAAUCAGAGUGAGGGACUUGCAGAUCGUAACAAGAGAUGCAGUGGGCCACAUGAAGGAAGGAGAGGAGGAGAAGACCAAGUCUUACGGCGCACUGAUCUGGACCCAGAGGCCCAUUGAAAAAGAAGACAUAGAAUUCAUUAAAGACAUAAAGGAGUUAAAGAUUGCCCAGAAGACACCACUCAGGGUGCUGCAUCGCCGGCCAUUGGCAGUGCGGCAGCGCGUCAUCCACACCAUGACCGCACGCUUCCUGGACUCGCAUCACUUUCAACUGCACCUGCGCACCCAGGCAGGGACCUACAUCAAGGAGUUUGUUCAUGGGGACUUUGGGCGAACCAGGCCCAACCUGUGUGACCUCAUGAAGACUGACACGGACAUCCUGGAGCUGGAUGUGGAGUCUGUGGAUGUGGACUGGCCCCCUGCAGUAGGAGACUGAGGGCCUGUAGGAGUCUGCGUGGUAACGCCAAGCCUCAACACAAAGCCAUACCUGCUUGAGAGUACUAUCACCGCAUCAAAAAACACAUCCCCUGUCCUCCCUCGUUUAGACUAUUUAAGUGGAUAGAUAUCUGUAAAGUACACGCAGAAGCUCUCAUUUUUUAUGUUUGAUUAAAUACUGUUGAAACCUCACAGAUGUGCCUUACAUUUUGAAUUUGUUCAUUGCAAAAAAAUGCAUAUUUGUUUUAAUUAGAGGGGAAAGCAUGGUAAAAGGUUGUUUGUUUGACAAACUUUAGCGACUUUUGUGAUAAUAAUUCACAAAAGAGGUUGAGGACAUGACUUUCUCUCUGUGCAUCUGGGCCUCUAUUCAACCUGUAUGAUGUUAAAUUGCAAUGUACAUGUGUUGAAAUCAGAUUAAAAAUGCUGUAUUGAAUAAAAUACCCUUUAUUAAACACAGUAUAUAGAAAACAUAGAAGAGUAAUUGUAC